CAGAAUGGGAUACUAGCUCCUGCUCCACUUCCUGUGAUAAACCAGAACGGAAGUUUCUGUGGGGAUGCCUAUAAACCACCAGAAAUCAGACUCUUCGGAGAUGGACUCUGACAUGUCACCUAGCUGCAGGCACAGUGACCUGAGCAGAGGUGGGAGUUUGGAGAGUCGGAGUAGCAGUUCUCGGUCCAGAAGUUUCACUUUGGUGAGUGAUGCUAACAAAUACUUCACAGAAGAAGAAGUAUGGCUCUUGACCAUCUUCGAAGAGACUCUCGAUUCCCUGGAAGACGACUUUGAGGAGCCAGUGCUGUGUGACAGCGGUGUGCACUGCCACUCUCCGCGGCAUCUGGGAAACAGCUCUUCCAGCCCCUCUGAACCUGAAGAUGUCAUCGACUUAGUGCACCCAGCACCUGCCACAGGGGACACUGAGCACCUUCCAGACGUGCCUCAGGCAGCAGGGGCUGGACCUGUUGGGGAGGAAGAUGUUCCUGUCCCUGAAUGCAGGAAACAAGAUGCUGAGAAUUCUCCACCGCCAGACUCCGUAUUUCCAGAGGCCUUUCCCCAGCCACCUUCCCUGCCUGGCACGCCAACUCCAGCCCAGCCCUGGAAAGAGCUGCUCCCCCCCACCCCCCCAGCAGAGCACCCAAAACUACCCCGCUCAGUUCCUACUCCUCUUGUUAUCGCUCAGAAAAUCUCUGAGAAGUUGGCAGGAAACGAAGGCCUUUCGCCCACAUCUCCCUCAAAGGAGGGCAGGCCCGGAGAGUGGAAGACACCAACUUCCUCAGCCCCUCGAAAUGGAGACCACCUCCUAUGGCACAGACACACGGCCCAGCCUGCACCCAAGCUCCACCGCUUCCCCAGCAACAUCAGCGUGACCAAUGGCCCGGGGAGGGACUUCAACAAGACCAUUUCCAAGGCGGCCGUCAGCGUGCAAGAGCGGAAAGCCCAGGUCUUGGCCAACAUCAACGGUGUCUCCUUCCUCAGCACGGCCGACGUGGAAGAGUGGUCUCAGAAGCGUGAUCUCACAGAGCAGAGGAGAAGCUUCUCUCCGGAGCCGGCAGCACGUGACCCAGUCAGGCCAGGCCUGGGCAGAGAAGCCGAAGGCCCACAGGCAGGAGGGCAGCUGGGGGGCCAGCAGUCCCGGGCCGUGCAGACUGAGCCACCCUCUGCGCUGGCCAACGGCUUCCAGAGCAUCCAUGACAUCCUAAAGAGCGAGCCCAGCCCCUUCGUGUCUUCUGGAAAGACCAUCACCUUCCGGCCCAACCCGGCCCUUACCAGCAAACUCGCCCAUCAACAGGCCACCACGGGCUUGUCCGAGCACCAGCAGCCCGACUGUGGCCAUGGUGGCAGGAGGCGCACAGGCUCCCUCCCUAGGGCUGUUGGCAUCAGACCCCAGGGCAUCACCGUCCAGUUCUCUGGCCGGGGCUCCACCGAGGAGGCCCGACGGGAGGCCCUGAGGAAGCUCGGACUGCUCAAAGAACACUUGUGACCUAGCCUGGGGCCAGGGAGCUGCAGGGCAGGCAGCCGGCAGAAGGGCUCGCACAGGCUUCUCUUUCCCCUCCCUGAAUAGAAGGGGCGAAAUGAGGUGUUAGCCCUGACACAGGGCUUGGCUCGCCCACGAAUCUAGGAGCUAGUGGGCCUGAAAGAGGCGAGCAGACUUGAAGAGCAGCGGCAACAGUCCCCAGCUGCACCUGCUGAGGGCCAGAGCCCACUCCCGUCCCCUGUAACCAGGAAAGCCUGUCAGCUGCCAUGACUUGCAAAUGCGACGUCUUUUGGAUCUGGGAGGAGGGGUUGGAUCUGAUUUGUCCUUCUUGAGUCUAUAAUCUAGCCUUUCAUCCCAAGUACAUAACAGGAAAGCCAGCUUAGAUGUCUUCUACUCAGGAUUUCCCCUCCUUUUCUAAGAAAAUAAAAAAGAAGUACUUGUUAAAUUUUUACAGUGUCUUAAUAAUACUUUUCUGGUUUUUUUGUUUGUUUUGAAGGGUGAAGGAUGGUACUUUAACCCUAGAUAUGCUUGUUUCUUGAUGUAAUUUGGUUUGCCCUCUUUUUUAAAUUGAAAAUUGAAGCGAAACCUUUAGAGUAUGAUUUAUUAUAAUUUCGAGUUGUGGGAGUAAAACAGAAAGACUGAGUUUGAAAAAGGUGUUAAUUUUGAGAAAACAAGUCUCAUCAGACUACAAGGUCUGUGUUACUGGGAUAUAUGUGUAUGAGCCUGUGUUGUGUGCAUAUAUGUACAUAACAUAUGUUUGACACAUGUUAACAUUAUACACAUAGGUAUUUGUGUGUGCACGCACAUUCAUUAUUACAUAAAUAUAAACUUCUGAAAACCCUAGUAACUAUAGAAUGCAAGCGUUUCCUAUUCUCUUGGUAGACACAGCCACCUCAACAUUGUGAUGGAUGAUAUUUCAAGAAAUUGUCACUUCCUAACGUGGAAGUCUUUUAAGGACACAUCUCCAUGAUACUUUGGUGACCCAAAAGUGCUUUUUCCUCAACAGUGUGUUCUUCUGUUCCCAAUUAAAGUCAUAUUCCCUGCUUCCAAAUAAGCAAAAUAGUUUCCUUUUUAGUGAAGAACAUUUUAAGAGGUUAAUCUCCUUUCAUUGAUCUCCUAAUUUUAGUUUUGCAUGUUCCAAGGUAGCUGGUAAUCAGAAGGAAACAGAAGAUUCUUAAAGAUCCCCAGUUGAUUCUGUUCCAUGAGCAAGAUCUCAGGAUUUUUUUAAAAGGAAAACGCAGAGAACUAGGUUACACAGCAUGAAAAGAACUGGUUUUCUCCCAGACUGAGUCUUACACGCUGAGCUGUGGCCACAAGCAUCACUAUCAAAACUAUUUAAGGCUGGAGUCGUAAACCUCUAAAAAUAGAAGAAGUCACGCCCUUCUGUGCCUUUCGGCCAGCCCUGAACAAAGUUUGUUUCUUCCCUGUUGAGAAUUACUUAAAUUCAAACUUUUAAUUGUGCUGUGAAGGGCAUUUUUCAUAAUAUUCUGUUUGCCUUGUAAGUUACAUAAGAUGAAUGAUUGUAACUUUUUCCCUAGAACUUCAGUAUUUAGUGUCUUGUCCUGCUCUUGUUCUCAUGAAAUAAUCUCAUGGUUUCUUGAUGAGCUUAAUUUAAGUAGGUGCUUUUAUUUUAAGGCUUUUAAAAGUAGUUACUUUUAAUUUUACUCCUGUUUAUGCUGGACUUGUUUAAAGGAUUGUUAUGUUUCCUUUUUACAAAAUGACACACCAUACACAGUGUUUAAUAAUAGAGGUCUUGAUACGCUAACUUUUUAAAUAUUCUUUAUAUAUGAGGAUUAUUUCUUUUUUCUUUAUCCUAUGAUUUCUUUGUGAGUAGGGUGAACUUGACUGUAUAUUAGUAUGUUUGUUUUCACAAUAACAUUUUUGAAAAAUAAACUAGAGUUUUACCUUCAGUACAAUCAACUUUGUUUUCAUGUUAUGUACUAUAUUCUCAAUUACUCUCUUUUAAAUGGUUAUAUCUUUUCCUUCUAUUUAUUCAUAAUUUCUUUUAUUUAUUCAUAAUUUUAUUGACUGUUACUCUGGUCAUUUCUUGUGCUCAAACCCUAGUAAUUAAAGCCAUAUGUUUUGUGUGAGGUUCAAAUUAUAGCUGCUAAUGAACUGACCUGUACAUGUAUGUAUUAUGUUAACAAAAGAUCUAGUUUGCUGAGGGGCAUUAGUUUCUUUACUAUAACAUAACCGUGUGACGUGAUGCUCUUGUCACCUGGCUCAAGGUAACUCGAAGGGUCAUAUUUCAAAGAAAAAUUGUAAUGAAAAGGAAAGAUGGAUCCCAAGAGCUCAGGUUUUUUCCAAGUGAUGUGUGAAAAUCAGUCCCCAUUCUUGUGAAGCUCUUUGUCUUAAUAUUUAAAAUAAGGGGAAAAAAAUUCUUCUUUGCUUUUAGGAAGGUGUGUACAAAUGGCCAAGCUAGAGUCUCAUCUGCAGAGGGUAAUUUGCAGUUAGCAGUAUGACAACAUGAGGUAUGAGUUUCUUCAAAAAGUUCAUGGCAAAAUGGAAUUAAAAGAUAAUGCCUCUCAGUGAUGAAGAAGCUUCUGGUUUGCCUGACUGUCGUGGACUCCAUGUAACUUUAAAGUUAAGGGGAGAAAAAGAAAAUGAUCCGAAACUCGCACAGUGGAAGAAAUGGCCCAGCAAAAAGCGGUCUGCCCUGAAGUACAGCUGACGAGGAAAGAGAGACAGCUUUCACUUAACAGCCUGUGGAAACUUCUUGCUUUGUUUUAGAAUGAUCCAUAAUUAUCACUGGGGGGAAAAUGGGUCUGCAGUGAAAGACCAGCUCUCACUAGAAGUCUCUCCAUGGUGGCUACAUAUCACCCAGGUUUUGUACAUUAUUUCUUCAGAUUUUAAGAAUCGAAGCUACUUCUAUGGGGGGAAAAAAAGAUAAGAUGAAUCUGCCCAUGAGCUUCUGAAGACCCCUUGUGUCUGCUCCAGUUCCUUCCUCCUCCUUAUCCCCUUUCUGAUACUUGGUUUCUGAUGUGCACACUUAUCUUCACAAAACAGGCAGAAAUCUUAAUCCUUGCUCCCCACCCCCAUCCCACACCCCAGGUCACACCGUCUCCCAGAAGCUGGUUGAGAAGAAAAGGCGCAGGCAGGAAGCUGAGUCGGGGGGCUGCCCGUCAGGGAAUCAUGAGUGCGACAUCCCCACGGCGUUUCCUAGCAGAGCUACCUGGGCUCCUGCAGCCGGACCCGACUCGGCCACCUGGGCUCUCUGCCCCUUUCGGGACUGCACCAGCUGACCUCUGCCAUAUGCGAGUACUUCAGAGAGUGUGUGGAGAAGCAGAAUUAAGAGAACGUGAAUCUCUCCAUGAACUUUUUGAAGUGUCCUCCUACAGGAUUCUUCACUGCAAGUUCCUAGUGGGCAGCUCCUGCUGUAAGGUGCCUGUUUGAAACUGGCUUUCCAGAAGAGCUUACUGGAGUUGAUAAAUGAGGCCUAUGGAACCCUUAGGAUUGACCUUUUUAUUUUAAAAAAAUCAGAAAUAAUUUACUCUUAUCAAAAAACUUGUAAAUGUCGUGCUAAUGUUUUUCUAAUGGCGAGACCCGUAAUGAAGACGUUCCUCUGUGAGUGUGUUUCAUCACUGUGACAUGGCAAGGUUAAUAAACUUUUUUCUCCUAAA
Messenger RNA from Galeopterus variegatus (Sunda flying lemur), 5100 nucleotides. It is a transcript of the gene PROSER2, whose product is annotated as proline and serine rich 2. Lineage: Eukaryota; Metazoa; Chordata; Mammalia; Dermoptera; Cynocephalidae. The coding region runs from base 65 to 1486 and encodes 473 amino acids. The record is from RefSeq and is a predicted model, not a curated record. The transcript has 5 exons.